Molecule: messenger RNA, 546 nt
Organism: Torulaspora delbrueckii
Lineage: Eukaryota; Fungi; Ascomycota; Saccharomycetes; Saccharomycetales; Saccharomycetaceae
Exons: 1
Coding region: 1-546 (181 amino acids)
Biological process (GO): vesicle-mediated transport; intracellular protein transport
Cellular component (GO): plasma membrane; cytoplasm
Molecular function (GO): GTP binding; GTPase activity
Source: RefSeq, a predicted model, not a curated record
AUGGGUCUUUUUGCAUCAAAGUUGUUCAGUAACCUCUUCGGUAACAAGGAGAUGCGUAUCCUGAUGGUUGGUCUUGAUGGUGCCGGUAAGACCACCGUCUUGUACAAAUUGAAAUUGGGUGAAGUGAUCACCACAAUUCCAACCAUCGGUUUCAACGUUGAAACCGUUCAAUACAAGAACAUCUCUUUCACAGUUUGGGAUGUCGGUGGACAGGACAGAAUCAGAUCCUUGUGGAGACAUUACUACAGAAACACCGAAGGUGUUAUCUUUGUUGUUGACUCUAACGAUAGAUCGCGUAUCACCGAGGCUAGAGAAGUUAUGCAAAGAAUGUUGAACGAGGAUGAAUUGAGAAAUGCUGUUUGGUUAGUCUUCGCCAACAAACAGGAUCUACCAGAAGCUAUGUCUGCUGCUGAGAUCACCGAAAAGUUGGGUUUACAUUCCAUCAGAAACCGUCCUUGGUUUAUUCAAGCUACUUGUGCUACUUCCGGUGAAGGUUUGUACGAAGGUUUGGAAUGGCUAAGCAACAACUUGAAGAACCAAUCCUAA